AUGGUGCGAGUAUCCCAACUCGCCGUCUCGGCCCUAGGGCUGGUCAGUUCAGCCGCCGCCCAGCUGGUGUCUACCGGUAUGUCCGUCACGCUGGAUAACAUCAACUACUUCAUCUCGCCCUACUCGGCCGGCAACGUGACCGUGUCAUCAGCCUUCCUCUCGGGCCUCCCCAGCGCCAACGGCUUCUUUCCUGUGACCGUUGUCCAAGAGGAUACCGAGGCCUCAACAUUGUCCUCUCUCUUCUCCACCUGGACAACCAAGGAUGACGUCUUCACCGACGCCUUCUUGGGCGCCGUUUUCCUUCGCGUCCCCAAGCCGGACAAUGUUACCACAGCCACUUUCAAUGCAUCUCGUCCCAGUGUUCUCGCUCCCCUGGAGUCCAGAAUUGUUCCUUCAGGCCCGUACUUCCUCGAGCAGGCCACCGGUAAGCUGUACCCAGUGUACCGUCUUUACAGCGACUUUGCCGGAUCUUUUACGCAGUCCCUGCUUCAGAAGCCAGAUGGUACCUUCCAGCCUUUGUCGGCGCAAGUAGCUGGUCUGGUUGCCUCGACGGUUGGCGUGCCGUCUCGAAUCUACUACAACCCCAGCGCUGAGAAGCCACUGGCUGGUGUCCGCGUGGGCGUCAAGGAUAUUUACAGUUUGGCCGGUGUCCGGCAGAGCAAUGGUAACCGGGCAUGGUACAACCUCUACGGAGAGAAUAAUGCCACUGGCACCGCCGUCUCCCGUCUGAUUGAAGCAGGAGCCAUCAUUGUCGGGCUGCAGAAGCCCUCUCAGUUCGCCAACGGAGAGACUGCCACGGCCGACUGGGUUGACCUGCACUCGCCCUUCAACCCUCGUGGAGAUGGCUACCAGGACCCCUCAUCAUCCUCAUCUGGCGCAGGAGCCUCCAUCGGCUCCUACGACUGGUUGGAUCUAGCUCUGGGCAGUGACACGGGUGGCUCCAUCCGCAAUCCCGCCGAAGUUCAGGGAGUCUACGGCUCUCGUCCGUCGCACGGCCUUGUCGAACUCGACCACGUCAUGUCCAUGUCUCCCGUGCUGGAUACGGCCGGUGUGCUCACGAGAGAUCCGUACCUGUGGGACCGGGCCAACCAAGCCCUCUACAGCACCAACUACACCUCGUUCAGUGGAAAGACAGUGAAGUACCCCAGCAAGCUGUAUACCAUUGAUUUCCCGACGACCAACGACUCCGCGGCGGAUGCACUGCUGGCCAAGUUCCAAAGUCGACUGGCAGCCUUUCUCAACACGACGGCCACCCCGCUGGAUUUGCCCGCCGAUUGGGCCUCCAAUCCUCCAGCGGAUGCUCCUGCAGACGUUGCUCUGGAAACCUUGCUCAACCUGACUUACCCGAUGCUGAUCACCAAGCAGCAGAUUCCUCUAGUCCGGGAUCCCUUCUACGCUGACUAUGCUGCCAAACAUGACGGCCGAAUCCCCUUUGUCGACCCCGUCCCCCUGUCCCGCUGGAACUGGUCGAUGGCAUACCCCGACUCGGCCCUUGACGAAGCCAUUUACAACAAGACUAUGUUCAUGGACUGGAUUGCCGACAACUACCUCACCCCCAUCUCUGACCCCGACCAGUGCUCUUCAUCGCUGAUCGUGUACAUUGGUACCGAUGGUUCCCAAACGGCUCGCAAUGUCUACCGCUCGCUGCCUGGAGCACCCUCGGGGUACAGCCAAUUCCUCAUCUCCAACAUGGCCAGCGUGCCUGACUUUGUCAUUCCCAUUGGGGAGGUCGAGGCUUAUAGCACCAUUACACAGCAUAAGGAGAAGUUCCCGGUGGCCAUUGAUGUCCUGGCUGCCAAGGGAUGUGACGGGUUGCUGGUCCGACCCCACAAUAGAAUCAACUAUGCGUUAAUGGAAGACAUGCAUAUGAACACCUUUAACAUGGUUAAAGCCGUGGUGCCUUCUGCUUGGGAGCACUAUCUAGAGGACGAGGACAACGAAAAGACGACCAUCCUGCAGCAAGAUCCAGACGAGUUUCGCGUGGUGCGCAGCCCCCAUUCCCCGGAUUACUCCAUCCGCAUCCGUCCGCAGAACGAAUCUCUCUGCGCGGCCGGCUCUGCCCAAUACACCGGCUGGCUCGACAUCGGACCCAAACAUCUCUUCUUCUGGUACUUUGAAAGCCAGAAUAAUCCCGCCAGCGACCCCCUGACUCUCUGGAUGACCGGCGGCCCGGGCGGGUCCAGCAUGAUCGGACUCUUCGAGGAAGUCGGUCCCUGUCUCGUCGGAAACGGUUACAUGUCCCCUAAAGACACUAUAUUCGGAUACUGGGAAGCCCUCUGCACGACUAACCCUGGAGUCCCGGAGCCUAUUUUCAACCAGACCCGAUGUGACAUCAUGGCUACCAACAUGCCCCGAUGCAUGAAUGUCGCCGAGACAUGUGCCAGAAAUCCCGAUCCCGCUAUCUGCCACGCUGCUGAAUCCGUCUGCUACGAUGGUGUCAUGAAAUGGUAUGAGGAUGAGUCCGGCAAGGGUGGUCGUAGCCGAUUCGACAUCACCGCCCCCUGCGAAGUCGACGGCAUCUGCUACAUCGAAGCCGCCCACAUCGAACAAUACCUCAACUCCCCAUCCGUCUGGAAAGCACUCUCACCUCCCAAGGAAAUGAAAGAAUAUAACUACAUGGCGAACUCCGUCUCACUCGCAUUCGACCGUAGCUCAGACGCUGGGAAUCUGCGGUGGGCGAGUUCGCUUUCCUGGAAGGGUCAGAUGGAGUUUACAGCGAAGCCAUUGAGACCAUGGAGUUCGGUGGAUAUAGUGACGGGAGAGAGGAAGGUCGUGGGUUCGAUGAAGGAGGUUAAUGUUCGGGUGGAUGAUCAGAGUGAUGUUGAAUCGAGGUUUGCGUUGGUUACUGUUGAUGGGGCGGGGCAUGUGCUGCCUCAAAAUCGACCCGAUGUGGCGCUGGAUAUGAUGGUUUGGUGGAUCUCAGGAGCAUAG
Molecule: messenger RNA, 2931 nt
Organism: Aspergillus sclerotioniger CBS 115572
Lineage: Eukaryota; Fungi; Ascomycota; Eurotiomycetes; Eurotiales; Aspergillaceae
Product: alpha/beta-hydrolase
Exons: 7
Coding region: 1-2931 (976 amino acids)
Biological process (GO): proteolysis
Molecular function (GO): serine-type carboxypeptidase activity
Source: RefSeq, a predicted model, not a curated record